Salmo salar (Atlantic salmon) is the source of this 2429-nucleotide messenger RNA. RefSeq names its product tumor necrosis factor receptor superfamily member 1B. Gene Ontology annotation, biological process: regulation of cell population proliferation. Lineage: Eukaryota; Metazoa; Chordata; Actinopteri; Salmoniformes; Salmonidae. Gene Ontology annotation, molecular function: protein binding; signaling receptor activity. The record is from RefSeq and is a predicted model, not a curated record.
UCCGAGUUGCGUCAUGCAGAAGAACAGCCCUUAGCCGUUGUAUAUUGGCCAUAUAUCACACCCCCUUGUGCCUUUUUGUUUAAUUAUAUCACCAUGGAACAAUGUUAAAAUAAAUGUGAACAUCACUCCCUUCUAGUCAUACCAGAUAACAUUGUAUUAUCGGCACUCAAGAUGUAUCGCUUUGAUCAGCCCAUUACUUUAACACAAUGAUGAUACCACAGUACUUCUGUGUGAAAAAAAGUAUUUGUCUCUCCGUGAGUCUGUUAGAUGUGGUAUAGAAUACAUAGGAUCCCCAUGUAGAGAGUAAUCUUACUCAAUGCCUACAUCACCACGCAGUAGAAUCGUCAUGGAGUGUUUUGCAGAGGGUAGGAAUGGAAAUGAUGUAAAAUAGAUUUCUGAAGAUGCAAUGUUUCUGGUUCUUUUUCAUGCCAAAAUGUCAACUAUAGCACAUAUGAUAUAGAAUAGUGAACAACAAUGAGUCAUCACAAAACAACAUAGAAGUUUCACUUUUAGUGGACCUAAUGAGAAGCAAACAUAGUAGGGGGAGGUGAUAUACUAUGCAAGAACAAUAAAAUACUUUCUUAUCCACAAAAACAAUAUAUUAUGUUGUCAGUAAAACACAAUACAUUCUAUUUCUACAUCUCAACUAAUCUUGAAUGUUGAACGCUUUACACAUUAAGGCAAGGAGAAGGUGGGAGUUACGCUGGGGUUCAGUACACAUAGCAUGUCGUACCUACUGUACCUCUCAGAAACAUAAAAGGAAACUGCAUUAAUAUGAGUGGAAGUGAUCAGUUUAUUUGGGUGUUAUGUCAAGGAAAUAUAAUGAACCUUGAAUGACAGAGUAUUUUCAGUUGAAAGGAAUGAGGAUUCAAAUUUUUUUACCACUCUUGGGGCGGGGAUAACUAAAGAGGAACAGGAAAUCAUAUGAUUCAUCACACAAUGUUAAACGUGCACAUGGUACAGCUGAACUACACCACAUCAAUAUAUAUAUGUCACCUAAGCUGUAGAUCAUAUAUAAGUGAGGAUUCAACACCAUAGUGGUUUUCCUUUAGUUUUAAAUCCCCCCUGUACAGGUUCACAGACAGCCGUGCUCUUUUCUAUAGCGAAAGUUAUAUGAUGAUCCUGUCUAAAUUCUGGGUGCUCAUCUAUUUAUGUGUAUUCACUUGUAAAGGAUUUUUAAAUGCAGUGGAGGCAAUUUUCGAAUGCAAAAAAGGUGAGAUGAUAAGUAGACGGAAAGAAGGAUUGUGUGACCCAUGCCCUGAAAGGCAAUACCAGGCAGGACCAAAUCGCUCUCAGCAAUGUGAACCCUGCACCUUCUGCCUUGAGAACAGUGAAUUUAUAUCAGAGUGCACAAAGACUUCCAAUGCUAUAUGUCAGUGUCGUACAGGAUUCAUUAGAAGGAACGAUGAGUCUUCGAUAUGCAAGUGUGCCAAGGGGUCUGGGCUGGAUACAUCAGGAUUAAUAUGCCGUGAAUGUGAGGAGGGAUCCUUUACCACCAAAUUGGACUCUAAAUGUGUGAAAUGGCGAGAGUGUAGGAGUGGGGUGAGGAUUCCGGGAAAUGCGACAUCAGAUGUGAUCUGUAAUGACAAUUCAGAGCCAGAGGGGAAGACCCUCUCCUCCACACACACCACUUCAUCUGGCUCCAUCCAGACCUUUUCUAAGUCAUUGAUCCAGAGCCAAAGGUCAUCCCCUCAUCCUGAUGUCCCCACCUUAACACCAGCCCCCACUAUCAAGGUGACCAAAAGUCCCAAGUUCUCAACGGCAGAUUUUGGCCAAGUAAUGACACUCAUGGGAACUGUCCUGCUGCUUACUUUUCUACUUACCACUGUGACCUGCAAACUGAUCAUCAUUCCUUGCAUCAAGAACCACAAGAAGCCAGCUGUCAGAACAUCUCAGGACUCAAUGUGCCGGAGGCCAGUUGAAGAAAGUGGAGACAGCAGUUCCUCUUCCCUGGUAAAACAACCAAGCUUGGGGGAGCCAUGAUAGAGAUACCUGGCUAGCUGUCUGUCAAACUAUUCAUAUUGUCAAAAUGUUGCAGUUAUUCUCAAUGCCACUCUUUUAAACCAGAAACAACUUUAAACAGUGUUUGAAAAUUCUAAAAUAUGGUCAAUAUUUGAUUCUCAUGUAUUCUGUUAUUAUGGAAAAUAAUUUUAGACAUUACUUUGUUUUCGAUCUAUUUGUCAACAAUAGCAUUGUUCUCGGCUGCGCUAGGGGAUCUAGAUAUUAUGUUAUUUUCACAAAUGGGCUUCUGACAAAAUAAUGAUAAACACUACUUCCUGUUCCUUCAGGUGUCUGGUUAGAUUUGCAGGGGAGAUUAUGUGAAAACAAUGCUAUGGUGGCAAAAUAAUGUGGCAACAUAUUGUAAAAUGUGUAUUGUGUUAAAUGUUGUGGUUGUUUAUGUCUUUGCAAAUAAACUUUUUCACAUUUUA